CCAUGGAUAGCGACUUUUGUUUUCAAAAGAAAGCAGAAAUGGAAAACAAAUCGAUUGUAGAUCCCAGAUUAAGCAACAAUGGAAGAAGAGUACUUGAAAACAGCGAAUCCUGUGAGAGCGGAAGCAGCAGUUCUGGUGAUAUGGAUGAAGGCAAAAAGAUCAUUAUGGUCAAAAUCCAGCCAGUUUCUGAACUACCAACAAAAAAAGAAGUGGGAGAUUCGGAGGCGUACUACUUAAAUUUUGAUUACCCUGAGCCCAAUAAGGUUCUUCCCACUCGAGCGCACCGAAGUCUUUAUCGGACUAAACCUCAAAAGCGUAGUGAUAAACUUUCUUCUUACCUUCCGCACCUGUCAUCGGGGAGCGUGUCUUUAGAAAAGAAACUGCCACUUUGCUAUCGCCUUGCCAUUAUGGAGGGAGUCAACGUGUACUUUAAAGGCAACGAUCUAGGAGAAGUUCUGAUCGAGGGGAAAGUUUACUUUUCUACAAGUAUAACUGUGAUGAAUUCUUGGAGCCAAGAAAAUGAAAGUAUAAUAUUAAAACUUCAUCACUUUGAAAAACUCGACACCGUCGUUGGGAAUCCGGCCAUUUUUAAUGGAGACUUAAAGGACAUUGUAGUUGAGGAUAAGUUACUUCUAGGAUGCAACAAGAUAAGCGAAGCUUUAAAAAAACAUGGAACUAUCAGAGAAUCGGACGCGACUGUAGACCUUUUUUGCUACCAAAUGAAGGAGACAUCGUAUCGGCGGGUUCCUCUUCUUGUGUAUACGCUGUGGGACUGCCAGCAGAGAAGCACAUCCUUAGAGCUGUACAUAAAGCAUAAUGAAGACGGUACGCAGGCGUAA
This is a messenger RNA of Zophobas morio, 839 nucleotides long. RefSeq lists its product as uncharacterized. The record is from RefSeq and is a predicted model, not a curated record. The transcript has 10 exons. The coding region runs from base 3 to 839 and encodes 278 amino acids. NCBI's taxonomy places the organism in Eukaryota, Metazoa, Arthropoda, Insecta, Coleoptera, Tenebrionidae.